This is a messenger RNA of Entrophospora sp. SA101, 2970 nucleotides long. Lineage: Eukaryota; Fungi; Glomeromycota; Glomeromycetes; Entrophosporales; Entrophosporaceae. The record is from the annotation of a GenBank genome assembly.
AUGCAAACUAAAACUAUUCUCACAAAAACUUCUUCGGUCAUUAUUAGAAGAAAUUUUACAUCAAACCUCAAGACAACAAUAAUUAGACCAGCUAUUAUUACCUUGUCUGUUCAGACAAAUUUUAACAUUAGGGAUUUAUCAACACGAAAAAAUUUAUUUAAACUUGAGAAAAAUUCAAUAAAUCGAUUUUUUACAGCAGAGCCUGUAAACAAAGAAAGCAAUGAUAAUAAAUCAAGCGAGGAUAACAAAAAGGAUAACAAUAAUAAUGGAGAUAAAGAUGAUAAAAAUAGUCUUAAAAACAUCAGAAUUCCAAAAGGGGAUUUAUCAACACGAAAAAAUUUAUUUAAACUUGAGAAAAAUUCAAUAAAUCGAUUUUUUACAGCAGAGCCUGUAAACAAAGAAAGCAAUGAUAAUAAAUCAAGCGAGGAUAACAAAAAGGAUAACAAUAAUAAUGGAGAUAAAGAUGAUAAAAAUAGUCUUAAAAACAUCAGAAUUCCAAAAGGAAAUCCAAAAAUACAACCAAGAGAACUCAAUAAUACGCCACAAUUCAAUUUCAAUGCCAUCUUUCCUCUAUUAAUAACAACCUACAUUUUUUAUAAAAUCCUUGGUGGCAAUGAGAUUUCACGUGAGAUAACAUGGCAAGAAUUUAGAAAUGCAUUUUUGGAUAAAGGAUUAGUUGAUAAAUUGGUAGUGAUAAAUAAAAAAAAAGUCAAAGUAUAUUUGCAUUCUAAUGUAACAGGUCAAAUGUAUCCAAACUCGCCCACAUUAUCGUCAGGUCUAACAUAUUAUUUCAGUAUUGGAUCAGUAGAGGAAUUUGAAAGAAAGUUGGAAACUGCUCAAAACGAAUUGGGUAUUCCGCCAACCGAAAGAAUUCCAGUAGCAUACCACGACGAGAUAAAUAUGCUUAGUGCAUUAUUACAAUUUGCUCCAACCUUGAUCUUGAUUGGAGCAUUAUAUUAUUUUUCAAGACGUGCUGCUGGUGGAGCAGGAUCUCAAGGAAUUUUUGGAAUCGGCAAAUCUAAAGCAAAGUUGUUUAAUCAAGAAGCAGAUGUCAAAGUAAAGUUCAAGGAUGUAGCAGGUAUGGAUGAAGCAAAAGAAGAAAUCAUGGAAUUUGUAAAAUUUUUAAAAGAUCCAACUGCGUAUGAGAAAUUAGGUGCUAAAAUUCCCAAAGGUGCAAUAUUGAGUGGACCACCUGGUACAGGUAAAACACUACUUGCUAAGGCAACUGCAGGAGAAGCUGAGGUACCAUUCCUAAGUGUGUCAGGAUCAGAAUUUGUAGAAAUGUUUGUUGGAGUUGGUCCGUCCAGAGUACGUGAUUUAUUUGCCACAGCAAAAAAAAAUGCACCAGCAUUAUAUUAUUUUUCAAGACGUGCUGCUGGUGGAGCAGGAUCUCAAGGAAUUUUUGGAAUCGGCAAAUCUAAAGCAAAGUUGUUUAAUCAAGAAGCAGAUGUCAAAGUAAAGUUCAAGGAUGUAGCAGGUAUGGAUGAAGCAAAAGAAGAAAUCAUGGAAUUUGUAAAAUUUUUAAAAGAUCCAACUGCGUAUGAGAAAUUAGGUGCUAAAAUUCCCAAAGGUGCAAUAUUGAGUGGACCACCUGGUACAGGUAAAACACUACUUGCUAAGGCAACUGCAGGAGAAGCUGAGGUACCAUUCCUAAGUGUGUCAGGAUCAGAAUUUGUAGAAAUGUUUGUUGGAGUUGGUCCGUCCAGAGUACGUGAUUUAUUUGCCACAGCAAAAAAAAAUGCACCAUGUAUAAUAUUUGUGGAUGAAAUAGAUGCAAUAGGUAAGUCGAGGGGAAAGGUUGGACAAUUUGGUGGAAAUGAUGAAAGGGAAAGUACGUUGAAUCAGUUAUUGGUGGAAAUGGAUGGGUUUGGUUCCAGCGAACAUGUGGUUGUUUUAGCCGGCACCAAUAGACCAGACGUGUUAGAUCCAGCAUUACUAAGACCAGGAAGAUUUGACAGGCAUAUUGCAAUUGAUAAACCAGAUAUUAAGGGUAGAGCUGCCAUAUUUAAAGUACAUUUGAAACCUAUAAAAACUAAUGAAGACAUGGAACAUUUAUCAAAUAGAUUGGCCAGUUUAACACCAGGAUUUUCAGGUGCAGAUAUAGCCAAUGUGUGCAAUGAAGCAGCGUUAAUUGCGGCAAGGUAUUUUAAAGAGUCGGUGGAAGAAGAACAUUUUGAACAAGCGAUUGAGCGUGUUAUUGCAGGGCUAGAAAAGAGAUCAAGGGUGCUCUCACCAGAAGAAAAGAAAACCGUUGCAUACCAUGAAGCAGGACAUGCAGUUGCGGGAUGGUUUCUUGAGCAUGCUGAUCCAAUUUUGAAAGUUUCAAUUAUUCCGAGAGGUAUAGGCGCAUUGGGGUAUGCACAAUAUCUACCAAAAGAUCAGUACCUCUAUUCAACAUCUCAAUUGCUCGAUCGUAUGUGUAUGACAUUGGGUGGACGUGUGUCCGAACAAAUCUUUUUUAAUAUAGUGACUACAGGAGCUCAAGAUGAUUUACAAAAGGUUACAAAAUUGGCAUACGCACAAAUAUCAGCAUAUGGAAUGAAUAUAAACAUAGGACCACUUUCAUUUUAUAAUGCUGGUGACAAUGAGCCGCAAUUUCAGAAACCAUAUUCAGAAGCAACAGCCAGAAUGAUUGAUGAAGAGGCGAGAAAGUUAGUUGGAAUGGCAUAUGAAAGAACGCUUAAACUGUUGACAGAGAGAAAGAAUGAUGUUGAAAAGGUUGCACAGUUAUUAUUAUCAAAAGAGGUAUUGAACAGAGAGGAUAUGAUAAAUUUACUGGGUAAAAGACCUUUUUCAGAUAAACAUCCGAAGCAGGAGGAGGAGGAAGAAGAAGAUGCAAAUGAUAGUGAUGACAAUGACAAUGGCAUUUGCGACGUUGAUGUCGAAGAGGGCGAUGAAGAAAUGUUAGUGAAGAUAAAAAAAGAAGGAAAAGCAAAUUUGUUGUUGUUAUUUAUUAUUUGGGAAAAUUGA